AUGUCUCUUUCUAAACUUGCAUGCCUCAUCCUAGGCACAGCUGGCCUGGCCGCAGCUCAUGGACACGUUGAUCGUAUCAACAUUGAUGGCAAGUCCUACGGUGGAUUCCUGGUCGAUAAAUACACUGGUCAACCAAAUGUUCAUGAUCUCAUUGCGUGGUCAACUGCGGAUACCCAAGACGCCUAUGUUCAAACCUUUGACUACAACCAGCCGAAUAUUAUCUGCCACGAGGAUGCUAAGCCUGGUGCUCUAGCUGGAGAGGUUGCUGCUGGUGGCAAGGUGACACUGCAUUGGAGUAGAUGGUUUGAAGAUCAUCGUGGUCCAGUCAUUAGCUACCUUGCAAACUGCAAUGGGAGCUGCGCUUCUGUGAAUAAGACGAAGCUUGAGUUUUUCAAAAUUGAAGAGGCUGGUCUUCUCGACAACAGCAAGUCCCCUGGAAGGUGGGCCAGCGAUGAGCUUAUGGCUGCCAACAAUACCUGGACGGUCAAUAUCCCCUCCGAUAUCGCAGCGGGAAACUAUGUUCUUCGUCAUGAGAUUAUUGCAUUGCAUAACGCAAUGAGUAACAAUGGUGCACAAGCUUAUAUGCAAUGCAUUAACUUGAAAAUAACAGGGGGUGGUACUGCUGCUCCUAAAGGUAUUCCCGCUACCCAGUUUUACAAGCCAACCGAUCCCGGAAUCCUGGUCGAUAUAUUCAACAACCUUCGCACUUAUGUGAUUCCAGGCCCAGCACUCUACCAUGGUGGGAGUGCAUCGCCUACAAGCACCCCCAUUAUCCCCACUGGGCCGUCUUCUAUCGCAGUUUCUUCCACCCCGGCCUGGACGACCACCGCUGCUUUGCCAUCCUAUCCGAGCCAACAUUUGGGUGACAAACAGAAUAAUCAAGCUUAUGGGGGCUCCCAAUCCUGGAAGAAAAGAUCAUCUGGCUGGACUUUCAGGGGUAGCCAUCAUGCUCGAGAUCUCUCUGUCUAA
Molecule: messenger RNA, 969 nt
Organism: Aspergillus caelatus
Lineage: Eukaryota; Fungi; Ascomycota; Eurotiomycetes; Eurotiales; Aspergillaceae
Product: lytic polysaccharide monooxygenase auxiliary activity family 9 protein
Exons: 2
Coding region: 1-969 (322 amino acids)
Source: RefSeq, a predicted model, not a curated record